AUGAAUGGCACCCUGACGAAACGCCCGCUCGAAGGCGACCACGCCGACGAGCCGGAGCUGGUGGCGCUGGUGGAGGUGAAUGCUAUCGUCGCCGAGCCCGAGGAGAAGCGGAUAAAGCUCGAGGACGACGACGUGGUGGGGCUGGACUCGGCCGCCGACGACAAUACCGCCAUCGUCCCCGUGCGAGAUCCCGACCUCUUCUACACCCCGCUCCGUACAGGGUUGGUCUACGACGUGAGGAUGCGGUACCACGCCAAGAUCUUCACCCUGUACUUCGAGUACAUCGACCCCCAUCCCGAAGACCCGCGGCGGAUCUACCGUAUCUACAAACGACUUGCUGAGGCGGGGCUCAUCACCGACCCCAAGCUUGCCGGUAUCGACGAUAUUGGUCCGUUAAUGGUGAAAAUCCCCGUCAGAGAGGCUCUCGCCGACGAAAUUCUCCAGGUGCACCUGGAAGACCACCUCAAAUAUAUCGCGCUGACGGAGCUGAUGACCCGCGACCAGUUGCUCGAAGAGACCGAACGAGGCGACUCAAUCUACGUCAACAACGAUAGUUACAUCCUGGCUAAGCUCUCGUGCGGAGGUACCAUCGAAGCGUGUAAAGCAGUGAUCGAAGGCCGCGUGAAAAACCUGUUAGCCAUCGUGCGUCCUCCAGGUCACCACGCCGAACCAGAAACUCCCGGUGGGUUUUGUUUAUUCUCGAAUGUGGCGGUAGCAGCCAAGAACAUGCUCUCGCGAUUCCCAGAGCUGGUGCGCCGGAUUGUUAUCGUUGACUGGGAUAUUCACCAUGGUAACGGCACGCAAAAGCUGUUUUGGGACGACCCCAGAGUUUUAUACAUCAGUCUUCACCGUUACGAGAACGGUAAGUUCUAUCCUGGUACCAAAUACGGUGGAGCGGAUAUGGUGGGCGAGGGUGCCGGUGAAGGUUAUUCAUUAAAUAUCCCUUGGAACCAAGCUGGGAUGACCGAUGCCGACUACGUUUAUGCGUUUAAUCGGGUCAUUGUCCCUGUAAUUGGUGAAUUUGACCCUGAUUUGAUCAUUGUCCUGCUGGGGUUCGACGCUGCUGAUGGUGAUAUCAUCGGUGGCUGUCACGUCACCCCCACCGGCUACGGAGCCAUGACUCAUAUGCUUAAAGGUUUAGCUCGCGGAAAGAUUGCCGUGAUUCUCGAAGGUGGUUACAACUUAGAAUCGAUUGCUAAGCUGGCGCUCGGAGUCGCUAAAGUACUCGUGGGUGAACCCCCUGAUAACACUAUCAGCACCCAACCGAGUGCCGACGCGGUGGAAGUUGUCGACAUGGUGAUGAAGAUCCAGCUGAAAUACUGGAAGUGCUUGCGUCACGGUAUUCCUGACCAUUCGUUUGACGAUGUGUUUGAUGUUGGUGUCGAGAACGCCGGUGAAACUAAUGUUAACCAAACCGCACCUCCCUUGAAUGUUGCUGACUCGGUGCGUCGCAGUCAGCACUUCGAUCUCAGUCAACGCUAUGGGUUUGUCUCGGUACCGAUUGUGGCUAACUUGGCGGUGGACGAAAUUGGCAAGGGUUUCUUCACUUGCGAUUUGCCCACCAACUUGGAUGAGGUAGUGCUCGCUACCAAGAACGUCUACGAUAGCGAAAUUUUGGUGGUCAACAUUCACGACCCUCCUGAAGUGUGGGCCAAUAUCAAUCCGGUCAACGGUACCAUUGAGCCUAACCUGCUGGUGGUGUUGCUGUACCCUAUGACGACGCUUAUAGAUCGGGUCAACAAAGAAGUUGAACCAUCAUUAGCCCUGACGGUGGGCUAUAUCGAUAUUGACAUUCCGCUGUUCCCGGUGACGCUCCCUGGUCCCCUGGGGGCUCUGACACAAGCCAGCAUGCUGACAUAUAACCCGCAAGUAUUUGCACUGGAUCUCCUAGUGUAUUUGUGGGACAACUUCUUCGCUUACUUCGGCCUGUUGAAGAAAUUGGUGUUUGUCGGCUACGGUGAUUGUUAUCAGCUGAUUGUCCAUUUGUACGGCAAGCGGCCGCUGCUGGAGAUCAAGGACUUGGUCCGUGCCACGGUGGCGUUUGUCAACCGCACCCCGCUUAAGCUGUUGGUGCCAGUAAUGGAUGAGCUGUUAACCGAAUGGUUCUAUCAAAACAGUGUGAUUUUUACGCUGAGUCAGAACCCGUGCUGGCAACUGACUAAAGACACUGAAGAAAAACGGCCCCGGCGCCGGUUUGGUCGGGUGCUUAAGCUGAAAAGUGACGGUCUCUUCGACGUGGUCACGGAAAAGUUCGACGAAGGGUGUGACUUUUUGUUAGACGCCAUAGAAGAGUAG
This is a messenger RNA of Diutina rugosa, 2295 nucleotides long. RefSeq names its product histone deacetylase (gene HDA1). The coding region runs from base 1 to 2295 and encodes 764 amino acids. Gene Ontology annotation, biological process: chromatin organization. The record is from RefSeq and is a predicted model, not a curated record. The transcript has a single exon. Gene Ontology annotation, cellular component: histone deacetylase complex. Gene Ontology annotation, molecular function: histone deacetylase activity. NCBI's taxonomy places the organism in Eukaryota, Fungi, Ascomycota, Pichiomycetes, Serinales, Debaryomycetaceae.